Molecule: messenger RNA, 1150 nt
Organism: Anopheles cruzii
Lineage: Eukaryota; Metazoa; Arthropoda; Insecta; Diptera; Culicidae
Product: myosin regulatory light chain sqh-like
Exons: 2
Coding region: 221-745 (174 amino acids)
Biological process (GO): locomotion; post-embryonic development
Cellular component (GO): cytoplasm; myosin II complex
Molecular function (GO): calcium ion binding; myosin heavy chain binding
Source: RefSeq, a predicted model, not a curated record
AGCUGUCAAACAAAAUUUCGGCACGGAUCGCUGUGCGGAGUCACAAUUGUUUUGAGCGUCUUCCAGUGCAGUACGGUUCUUUUGUGCUUGUUGGAUUCGUUAACGCUCCCAGCGUCAAGUCGUACGGAAAGCGGUAAUCAUCUCGCAAUCAGUCACCGCCAUCAACUAGAAACCGCCAACAUCCACCGUCGCCUGUACCGUAAAACCAACCAGCCGAACGAUGUCUUCCCGUAAAACGGCCGGACGGCGUGGAACGACGAAGAAGCGUGCCCAGCGCGCCACAUCCAACGUGUUCGCGAUGUUCGAUAAGGCGCAAAUUGCCGAAUUCAAGGAGGCGUUCAACAUGAUCGACCAGAACCGGGACGGGUUCAUUGAGAAGGACGACUUGCACGACAUGCUGGCGUCGCUCGGGAAAAACCCGACCGAAGAGUUUCUCGACGGCAUGAUGAACGAGGCACCGGGGCCGAUCAAUUUCACCAUGUUUCUCACGCUGUUCGGCGAGCGGCUCCAGGGCACGGAUCCGGAGGAAGUGAUCAAAAACGCGUUCGGUUGCUUCGACGAGGAGAACAGCGGCGUCAUGCACGAGGACAGGCUGCGUGAACUGCUGACAACGAUGGGAGAUCGUUUUUCCGACGAGGACGUCGACGAGAUGUUCCGCGAAGCACCGAUCAAGGACAGUCUCUUCGACUACAUUGAGUUCACCAGAAUCCUCAAGCACGGGGCCAAGGACAUGGACGAGCAGUAAACACCGGUAGUCGCUUUCAUUCGUUCUCUUAAUGCACCACGUAAUUGAUAAAAAACUAACCUUGAGCCCGCUGCAACAUAGUUUGUUAGCGCUGGAGCUACAUUUACCUUUGAUUCCAUUUCCAUACAAAUACUUGCAUUUAAUUUUCAAUUACAUUUCAUUUGCAUACAAGAUGACUUUCUGGCAUUCUCAAGUGGGAGGUCUUUACUAGACUAGCGCACAAUCGCGCAGCGCAGCACAGCGCAGCCGCCUUUCCCAAUCCGCGUACACGCUAAUAAAUUCGAGUGUUAUAAACUUUCGGUAAUAAAACGUACCAUUCCCCAUGUUCAUUGAACCGAUAUUCAUCAUUUCUGUUCGAAGAAAAGCAACCAGGAAAGAGAGCAGGGCUUGAAUUGGUGAAGGUUU